AGUAAUUGCUUUCGUUUCACUUCUCGCCAUCUCCUCCGUUCUGCUCAUACUCUCGAAUACUCCAAUGGCGUCCCCACCGGGCAUACUCAAGAAAUUCAGAACACGAAGCCCUGCCGUAAGAGAAUUUCUAUCGGAAUUCUUUGGGACUUUCAUUUUAAUAAUUUACGGUAACGCAGCUUUCGCUUCAACUAUCUUAGAAGGAAAGGGAGUUCCUGAUGUAUUCGGAGUGACCUGGGCUUGGGGAGUUGGAGUGAUUUUGGGUAUCACAAUCUCAGGAGGUGUUUCAGGAGGGCACAUUAAUCCAGGAGUAACAGUAGGCUUUGCUGCAGUUGGCAAAUUCCCAUGGCGAAAAGUACCAAUAUACCUUCUUGCGCAACAUUUGGGGGGCUUCUUCGCUUCUGUCGUCUUAUAUUUCACAUUCUUUGAUGCCUUCAAUAACUUUGAUCCAGAAGGAACAGUGAUUGGAGAGACAAGAAGUGCUUGGGUUUUCGCAACAUAUCCCAGAGAAGGAAUCGCAAUAUGGAACUGCUUCUUUGGAGAAAUUGUUGCUGGUGGUCUUCUCAUGUUUACUGUGAUGGGAAUUGUUGACUCGAAGAACUUGAAUAUUCCGAAGUAUCUGUGGCCAGUAUUCAUCGGAUUCAUGAUCCAAGUUACAGCUCAAGUUUUUGGAUUGAAUUGCAUGGCACCAAUCAAUCCGGCUCGGGAUUUUCCAACCAGAGUGUUCACAGCAAUCGCUGGCUGGGGCGCUGAAACAUUCAGCAUACGUAAUUACGGUUAUUGGUGGAUUGGUAUCGUGGGCCCUCAUGUAGGCUGCAUCAUUGGAGCUUGGUUUUAUUAUCUAGCUAUAGAACUGCACUGGCCCGAAGAGAAGGAGAUUGAAGAUGGAGAUAUUCCUUUGAGUAUCGAAGCUAAAGACAGGAAGAAAUAGAAGAGAUGUCUAGCAUCCCUAUUUUGCUAUAACGAAGAAUCAGAAAUCAUUUCCUCACCAUACAAAGCAGAGCUGGACGAUUUUUGCUUAAUAUGCAUCAAAUAUCAAAUUAAACGUCAAAACGCUUAUUCAUAUGUAGUGGAUACAAAUAAAGUUUUCAUUUUACUUUUA
Argiope bruennichi is the source of this 1099-nucleotide messenger RNA. Its product is annotated as aquaporin-7-like. The record is from RefSeq and is a predicted model, not a curated record. Gene Ontology annotation, molecular function: glycerol channel activity; water channel activity. Gene Ontology annotation, cellular component: basolateral plasma membrane; plasma membrane. The coding region runs from base 65 to 928 and encodes 287 amino acids. The transcript has 7 exons. Lineage: Eukaryota; Metazoa; Arthropoda; Arachnida; Araneae; Araneidae. Gene Ontology annotation, biological process: water transport; glycerol transmembrane transport.